AUGGAACACCAUAGACAUUUUCUUAUGUUUAACUUUGAUAAAUAUGAUAAAUGGAAAGUGCGAAUGCAUGCUCACUUGUCUGUCAUUCAUGAUGAAAUGUGGGACGUGAUUACUGAUGGACCCAUCAAGAUUCUACAACUGACAACCGAGGAAAGAACUCGCUCGAACCUUGACAACAUUGCCAAAGAUAUACUCUAUAAGGCUCUAGACGAGUCACUGUUUCCUCGGGUGAGAAAAUGCAAACCUGCGAAAGAUAUCUGGGAUACUCUUAUGCAAAUUGGCGAAGGGGACGAGCAAGAAAAGGAGAAAAAGCUGACUAUCGCCAUGAAAAGGUUUGAAGAUUUCAAACUUGGCGCAAAAGAAUCCAUAUCUGACAUGGAAGCUCGCUUUAUGAAACUGUUAUUGGACAUUGGAGACCUUGAUGAGGAGAAGCUCACACAAAAAGAGAUAAACCUAAAAAUCCUCCGUGGACUGCCGAAGAGUUGGGAGAUGAAGGUUAUCGCCAUGCGUGACCACUGA
This is a messenger RNA of Ipomoea triloba (trilobed morning glory), 519 nucleotides long. RefSeq lists its product as uncharacterized. Bases 1 to 519 code for a protein of 172 amino acids. The record is from RefSeq and is a predicted model, not a curated record. Lineage: Eukaryota; Viridiplantae; Streptophyta; Magnoliopsida; Solanales; Convolvulaceae. The transcript has 2 exons.